UAAGUACUUAAAUUGCCGAAUUCGAACGUUUAAACAACGUUAAGAGAAUAUCCCGCUUCAUAAGCUUCUAGCCGACGACAUCCCUCCCUCAGGAAGCAGCACCCAAUUCAAGACCAAUCUACAUCCAAAAUCACUCAGAGAGACCUCGAGAGAAAGCACAAAAAAAAUGGAUCGUAAGGCUGAGCUGGAACGAAAAAAGGCCAAAUUGGCGGCCCUGCGCGAGGAGAAGGAUCGUCGGCGGAGGGAAAAGGAGAUUAAAGAUAUGGAAGAAGCGGCCGGACGCAUUGGCGGUGGCGCUGGCAUAGACAAAGAUCAGCGAAAAGAUCUGGAUGAAAUGCUUUCGUCCCUGGGCGUGGCACCUGUCUCCGAGGUUCUGUCCUCUUUGUCAUCGGUCAACUCAAUGACGUCGGAAAAUUCCAAUACACAGACCCCCGACGCCAGCCUCCAGGCCACUGUCAAUGGUCAAAAUGGCGGCAAGAAACAGCCCUUGAAUCUGAGCGUUUACAAUGUGCAAGCUACGAACAUUCCACCAAAGGAGACCCUGGUCUAUACGAAACAAACACAAACGACCAGCUCCGGGGGACAUGAGCGUGAUGCUCAUGCUACGGAUUAUUAUGAUGAAUACAAUCUUAAUCCGGGUUUAGAGUGGGAGGAUGAAUUCACAGGAGAUGACGAAGAGAGCUCCCUACCCCAUUUGGAUAAUGGCUUCUCCUCGAAGCUUCCGCCCGGUUUCCUCACCCAUGGCCUGCCCACGGUGAAAGAUGUGGCACCGGCCAUAACACCGCUAGAGAUAAAAAAGGAACACGAGAUCAAGAAGGAGGUCAACGAGCUGUCUGAGGAACAGAAACAGAUGAUCAUUCUAUCGGAGGACUUUCAGAGAUUCGUGGUGCGAGCCGGACGUGUUAUUGAACGGGCCCUGUCGGAGAACGUGGACAUUUACAUGGACUAUAUCGGCGGUGGAGACAGCGAGGAGACCAGCGAUGAGCGCUCACACGCCCGUCUCUCACUGAAUCGGGUAUUCUACGAUGAGCGCUGGUCGAAGAAUCGGUGCAUUACCAGCAUGGACUGGUCCACACACUUCCCAGAGCUGGUGGUGGCCUCGUAUCACAACAACGAGGAGAGCCCCAACGAGCCGGACGGCGUGGUGAUGGUGUGGAAUACCAAAUUCAAGAAGCGCACACCCGAGGAUGUCUUCCAUUGCCAGAGCGCCGUGAUGUCCACCUGCUUUGCCAAGUUCAAUCCCAAUCUGAUACUCGGCGGCACCUACUCGGGCCAAAUUGUCCUCUGGGAUAAUCGUGUCCAGAAGCGCACCCCCAUACAGCGGACGCCGCUGAGCGCGGCAGCGCACACACAUCCUGUUUACUGUCUCCAGAUGGUUGGCACCCAGAAUGCGCAUAACGUCAUCUCGAUAUCGUCGGACGGCAAGCUAUGCUCGUGGUCGCUGGACAUGCUGUCGCAGCCCCAAGAUACGCUAGAGCUGCAGCAGCGCCAGUCGAAGGCCAUUGCCAUCACAUCGAUGGCAUUCCCGGCCAAUGAGAUCAACAGUCUGGUGAUGGGCAGCGAGGAUGGCUAUGUCUAUUCGGCCUCGCGGCACGGCCUGCGUUCGGGGGUGAACGAGGUGUACGAACGGCAUUUGGGGCCCAUCACGGGCAUCUCGACGCACUACAACCAGUUGUCCCCGGACUUUGGCCACCUGUUUCUCACCUCGUCCAUUGACUGGACCAUCAAGCUCUGGUCCCUAAAGGACACAAAGCCGUUGUACUCAUUCGAGGACAACUCGGAUUAUGUGAUGGACGUCGCCUGGUCGCCCAUUCAUCCCGCACUUUUCGCUGCUGUCGAUGGUAGCGGUCGUCUUGAUUUGUGGAAUCUCAAUCAGGACACUGAAGUACCAACAGCAUCGAUUGUCGUUGGCGGUGCGCCGGCGCUCAAUCGUGUCUCCUGGACCCCGUCCGGACUGCAUGUCUGCAUUGGUGACGAGGCCGGCAAGUUGUAUGUCUACGACGUGGCUGAGCAUCUGGCGCAACCUUCGCGGGAUGAAUGGUCACGAUUCAAUGCCCAUCUCGGCGAGCUAACGAUGAACCAGGGCGACGAGGUCUAAGGCGUUGCCUUAGUCGAUGGUAGCCGAUUGGCGAUAGCUGAUAGUCGAUCGUUUAUACUGGUACGAUUUCUGCGAUUUCUGUAACCUCCUCCUUUUGUUGGGCCCUGCGCUCGACAAACGAAAGACCCCCAAGUCCCUCAAGCCCAUGCCCAAGUGGAUUGUAUUUUAUGUAUUGUGUGUUUUUAUCCAUUUUCUAUUAUGUGUGAUCCUGCUCCAUAGUUGUGUAUAGCCCAGAACCAAUCAUCAGAAACUAUACGUUUAUCAAGCAUUAUCAAGCAACCAGAAAUAGAAAGGUCAUUGAAUGAAAUUCGAAAAAGAAAACAAAAAAAAUUAUAUAUAUACUAUAAAAAGAUUAAUUAUGUAAAAGAAGAAAGAAUAGUGUAGUCGAAGGUAGUCUUCAGACCCAUCCUUGAUUGAUAAUGUAAUUUAUUUUUUGUAUUAGAUAUUGGUUUUAUUCUCCACAUUUGGAUUUAUAUACUCUUCACUUAUUAUUUUCGUGGAACUAAUGAGAAUCAAGAGUAAGCAGAUCGGAUCAGAUCAGAUCUAUAAUUCGAUAGGAUGCAUUAUCGGCAGCAGGCUGAGAAAAACAGCGAGAGAGAGAUAGAAAGCAACAUAUAAAUUAAAUACUAUUAUAUUAUAUAUUCGAUACUAAUAAUUAAGCUUAAACCCGACGGUAGAGAAAUGAAGAACGAACAAGCACAGUAGCUCCUCCCAAUUGAAAGACAGAGAGCGAGCGCCACAGCAUGUAAAUGUAUUAGAGCGAAGCCUAUUUAACGAGAUUAAAUAAAGAUAAUAUCUAUAUACACCAGA
This is a messenger RNA of Drosophila persimilis, 2908 nucleotides long. Its product is annotated as cytoplasmic dynein 1 intermediate chain. The record is from RefSeq and is a predicted model, not a curated record. Gene Ontology annotation, molecular function: dynein light chain binding; dynein heavy chain binding. Gene Ontology annotation, cellular component: cytoplasmic dynein complex. NCBI's taxonomy places the organism in Eukaryota, Metazoa, Arthropoda, Insecta, Diptera, Drosophilidae. The transcript has 9 exons. Bases 167 to 2098 code for a protein of 643 amino acids. Gene Ontology annotation, biological process: transport along microtubule.